UCAAGUCUCGGAUAGAGUGGGAUUUUGCGGGAGGAAAGGAUCUUGGAAGAAGGCAACAGUGAAUCCUGUGAUACAUUUCCUGUUUAUUUUUUUUUUCUGUUUUCACUUCUCCCCACACCCACCGACCUGGCGUGCUUCAAAAAGGACAUCUAUCGCCCAUAAAGGCUGCAGUAAAGAAGCUCACCAUGAAUGCAGAGGUGGACUCGGUAGGUGUUGUCAAAGAAGGAUAUUUGUGGAAAAGAGGGGAACAUAUAAAGAACUGGAGGAAGCGUUACUUUAUACUGAGGCGAGAUGGCUCAUUUGAAGGCUUCCGUUCGAAGCCAGUAUUGAAUGACUUACAAGACCCACUGAAUAAAUUUUCAGUUAAAGUCCUUGGAUGACUUUGAUUUUCUCAAAGUGCUGGGGAAGGGGACGUUUGGUAAAGUGAUCAUGUGUAAAGAAAAGGCCACUAACCAGCUGUAUGCCAUCAAGAUUCUCAAGAAAGCCGUCAUCAUUGCCAAGCUGGAGAAUCUGCUGCUGGACAAGGAGGGCCACAUCAAGAUCGCAGACUUUGGCCUGUGUAAGGAGGAGAUGUUCUUUGGGGCCAGCACCAACACAUUUUGUGGGACGCCAGAGUAUCUGGCGCCAGAGGUUCUAGAAGACAAUGACUACGGGCGUGCGGUGGACUGGUGGGGUACCGGUGUGGUCAUGUACGAGAUGAUGUGUGGCCGGCUGCCCUUCUACAACAAGGACCACGACCUGCUGUUUGAGCUCAUCCUGCUGCAGCACGUCAAGUUCCCCCGCAACCUCUCCGAGGAGGCCAAGACGCUGCUCAGUGGACUGCUGGUGAAAAAACCCAAACAGAGACUGGGUGGAGGUGAGGCAGACGUAGAGGAGAUCAAGGGUCAUCCAUUCUUUGCUUCCAUCAACUGGGAGGACCUGGUGGCCAAAAAGGUGAUUAUGUCCACAGUGUUUGACCGUUCUUGGUGUUUGUCCAUUUGUCGUGUUUGUUUGUCAGUGUGUGGCGAUUGUCUAUUGGUGUAUUUGUCAUGUUUGAGUGUUUGUCAGUGUGUGGUGAUAAAGUGUGUCUACUUGUUGUGUGGGGGUUGUAUGUUUGUCUUGUAUGGCCCACCUGUGUGGCGGCUGGUCUGUCUGCUUGUGUCAUGGCGCUGGUCUGCCUGCUUGUGUCUUGUUCACAAUGCACGCACCCAAGCCACAGCCAGUUGGCAAUGUGAAUGUUGUACGUGUCCUACUGGCCACAUGGCCCCAGGGCUGAGGUGAGCAGCCUGUUUCCCAUUUUGUCCUGUCUGUACUGUUGCCGCCUUUGCCUACGUGUAGAGUACUACAGCACUCCCUGUACUCCUCCAUAUUUUUGCUUUUUCUGUGUUUGUGCACACAUUUAGUUCACCUUUUUUUAUGUAAUUCAAGUUUUUCUAUCUGUCGUCAUUUUCUACAACUGAAAUAGAAGCUUUGUGUUGGUAGCGGCUUGUGUCAGCUCGGACAGGUCUCAGAGAGGUUCAUGCCAGACCUCCCGUGGUAUCUGGAGGAAGAUCCUAAAUUGGGUGGAUGGGAGUGUCAAAAUUCACAACACUUUCUCUUCCAGCAAUGAAAAUGUGAGGCCUCCGCCGCACCACUAGUACACAGAAUGUUUCAAACAGAUAGAAUAACUUCGGGACAAAAGCAAGUUAUAAGCAAGUUUACAUUAGAACAUUUUCUUUGGCUUAUACAUUUAUUCAUUGUAUUUCCGGCCAAAAUGUUUGCUUUUUGUCUAUACUAGCAACAGAAAAAGCUUGGACUUAUUUGUUUGUUGAAAUUUGGAGGCCAACGUUUCUUGACUACUUUCUAAACCAGUUAUUGUAGGUUGUGUUGCGUGCGCUCAGUGUUGCUUUAACUAACAGCGUGGUAGUGUAGUGUGUGGUGUGUGUUGCUUUAACUAACAGCGUGGUAGUGUAGUGUGUGGUGUGUGUUGCUUUAACUAACAGCGUGGUAGUGUAGUGUGUGGUCUGUGUUGCUUUAACUAACAGCGUGGUAGUGUAGUGUGUGGUCUGUGUUGCUUUAACUAACAGCGUGGUACUGGAUGCUGUGUGGUACAUAUCGAGCUUGACUACCGUCUGACCUGACUAGCUGGGCACUUGACUACCGUCUGACCUGACUAGCUGGGCUCUAGUGCUAUGUCUGACCAUAUAAUCUGUGUGGUGUAUACAACUGUGAUAAUGUUUCUUUGGCUUGGCCCGUUUGAGUAGAUGUGGGUUAUACGGACAGUUGUGAUGUUUCAUGGGCCUCUGAGUAAAUGGGCAAAUGUAUGUUAGUUUGUUGACUCACCUUUGUAUGUUGAGUAGCUCCGGGUCCUGUCCUGCUGUCCAGUACUCAAAAGAGUGGGUGGAUGGAGUGUGCCAGGAUGCCACUGUUAGGUCUUACGUCUUUUCUUUCUCCCUGUUGUUUCUGUCUGUUGGCCGCCUCUAGAAUAGUGAGUUGGUUAGUGAGGCUGGUACCAGAAUACUGAGUUGGUUAGUGACGCCACCAGACGCCACUAGAAUAGUGAUUUUGUUAGUGACGCCAGUAGAUUAGUGAGUUGGUUAGUGACACGACUAGAUUAGUGAGUUGGUUAGUGACACCUGUAGAAUAGUGAUUUUGUUAGUGACGCCUGUAGAUUAGUGAGUUGGUUAGUGACACCACUAGAUUAGUGAGUUGGUUAGUGACACGUGUAGAUUAGUGAGUUGGUGAGUGACACCACUAGAUUAGUGAGUUGGUUAUUGACACGUGUAGAUUAGUGAGUUGGUUAGUGACACCUGUAGAUUAGUGAGUUGGUUAGUGACACCUGUAGAUUAGUGAGUUGGUUAGUGACACCUGUAGAUUAGUGAGUUGAUUAGUGACACGUGUAGAUUAGUGAGUUGGUUAUUGACACGUGUAGAUUAGUGAUUUGGUUAGUGACCUGUAGAAUAGGGAGUAGGAUAGUGACACUACUAGACUGGUGGGUUUGUAAGUGACACAAUUAUAGCAGUGAUCUGGUUUACCUCAGUGCUCUGUCUCGUAGGUGAGGAAUUCUGCCAAUAUUUGAGAAGUUGUGGAUGUUAUUUGCUGUCUCUGUUGUGAAGGGGGGUUGUGUAUUUAUAUAUCAUGUCACCAGUAGAGGUAGGUGGUACAGGAGAUAGUGUGUCUGUAUGUGUCACCAGUAGAGGAGAUAGUGUGUCUGUGUCUGUGUGUGUCACCAGUAGA
Messenger RNA from Aplysia californica (California sea hare), 3195 nucleotides. RefSeq names its product RAC-gamma serine/threonine-protein kinase. NCBI's taxonomy places the organism in Eukaryota, Metazoa, Mollusca, Gastropoda, Aplysiida, Aplysiidae. The record is from RefSeq and is a predicted model, not a curated record. Gene Ontology annotation, molecular function: protein kinase activity; ATP binding. Gene Ontology annotation, biological process: protein phosphorylation.